Molecule: messenger RNA, 510 nt
Organism: Chaetura pelagica (chimney swift)
Lineage: Eukaryota; Metazoa; Chordata; Aves; Apodiformes; Apodidae
Gene: XG
Product: Xg blood group
Exons: 8
Coding region: 1-510 (169 amino acids)
Biological process (GO): T cell extravasation; homotypic cell-cell adhesion; positive regulation of neutrophil extravasation
Source: RefSeq, a predicted model, not a curated record
AUGGGGAAAUUCAGAAGUAUCCUUCUUUUGUGCCUUGGCUUUCUUCUAGUCCAUGUAAGAGGUCAACGUGAUUUUGAUUUAGCUGAUGCUCUUGAUCACCCAGAGGACAUAAUUACCCGGAGGCCCACAGUGAUCAGAAGACCAACAAGGCCUGUGCUGAACAAUGAUCUGCAUUUAGGAGAUGCUCUUGGUGGGGGUGACAUCCCAAGAAAGCCUUUAUACCCACCUCUUCCUCCACGACCGGGAAGCUAUGGUAAUUCUGGUUUUGAUGACUCAGAUCUCCUUGAUGGGAAGCCUUUACCACCUCGCAUAACAGGAGAAGGGGAGCAUAAUUACAAUUAUGGAGGAAACACAGAUUCAGGAUUAAUAGCUGGAGUUACAUCUCCUAUAAUUUCUGCUUUUGUAAUAUUAAUUGUUGGAUCCAUAGCUGCCUACUCUGCUUACAAGAACAAGAAACUUUGUUUCAAACCACAGGGUAAGACCAAACUGGUUUCCAGCUUUCGCAGUUGA